GCGCGGGUCCCCCACGCCCGCGGUCCCGAGCGCCGCCUCCCCAGCCCGCGCCGCCGCGAUGGCGGAGGACAGCGAGUCUGCGGCCAGCCAGCAGAGCCUGGAGCUGGACGACCAGGACACGUGCGGGAUAGACGGGGACAAUGAGGAGGAGACGGAGCACGCCAAAGGAAGUCCUGGAGGAGAUUUGGGUGCCAAAAAGAAAAAGAAGAAACAGAAGAGAAAGAAGGAGAAACCGAACUCCGGAGGCACCAAAUCAGACUCGGCCUCUGAUUCCCAGGAGAUUAAAAUCCAGCAGCCUUCCAAACACCCCACGAUCUGGCAGCAGAUUCCCACGGGAGCAGCCACAGUUUUCCCUGACUGCCUUGUGGGGUGAGAAGAAAAUGGGGUGUUGUCCCCUCGCUUUUCAGCUCGUCUCUCAGAAUCCCACCAUCCCGAUGCAGAAGUUGCAGGACAUCCAGAGAGCCAUGGAGCUGUUGUCCGCGUGCCAAGGCCCUGCCAGGAGCAUCGAUGAAGCUGCCAAACACAGAUACCAGUUUUGGGACACACAGCCGGUGCCCAAACUAAAUGAAGUCAUAACCUCUCACGGGGCGAUUGAAGCAGACAAAGACAACGUGCGUCAGGAGCCCUACUCUCUGCCGCAGGGUUUUAUGUGGGACACCCUGGACUUGGGUAACGCCGACGUGCUCAAGGAGCUGUACACACUGUUAAAUGAGAAUUACGUGGAAGAUGAGGAGAGCGUGUUCCGGUUUGACUACUCGCCCGAGUUCCUGCUGUGGGCCCUGCGUCCCCCGGGCUGGCUCCUGCAGUGGCACUGUGGGGUCCGAGUGUCUUCGAACAAAAAACUAGUAGGGUUCAUAAGUGCCAUUCCAGCAAACAUUCGGAUUUAUGACAGUGUGAAGAAGAUGGUAGAAAUCAACUUUCUUUGUGUUCAUAAGAAAUUGAGAUCAAAACGGGUAGCCCCAGUGUUAAUUCGAGAAAUAACCAGAAGAGUGAACCUGGAAGGGAUUUUUCAGGCCGUCUAUACAGCUGGAGUGGUUCUUCCUAAGCCGGUGGCCACCUGCAGAUACUGGCAUCGAUCGCUAAACCCCAGAAAACUGGUAGAAGUGAAGUUUUCUCACUUGAGUAGAAAUAUGACUUUACAGAGAACAAUGAAGCUCUACAGACUUCCAGAUGCUACCAAGACUUCAGGCCUGAGACCGAUGGAACCCAGAGAUAUCCGGGCCGUGCGAGACUUGACCAACACUUACCUGAAGCAGUUUCAUCUCGCCCCGGUGAUGGAUGAAGAGGAAGUGGCUCACUGGUUCCUCCCGCAGGAGCACAUUAUUGACACGUUUGUAGUGGAGAACUCCAGUGGUAAACUAACUGACUUCCUGAGCUUCUACACACUCCCCUCCACAGUCACGCACCACCCUGCGCACAAGAGCCUCAAGGCCGCCUACUCCUUCUACAACAUUCACACGGAGACGCCCCUGCUGGACCUCAUGAGCGAUGCACUCAUUAUAGCCAAAUUGAAAGGAUUUGAUGUAUUCAAUGCACUAGAUUUGAUGGAAAAUAAGACCUUCUUGGAAAAACUCAAAUUUGGCAUAGGAGAUGGCAAUUUGCAGUAUUACCUGUACAACUGGAGAUGUCCAGGAACAGAGUCUGAAAAGGUUGGACUAGUAUUACAAUAGCUGGAUAUUUCUAUUUCUAGAACUCUGACAUCAUCAUUUGUUAAUAUUCUAUUUAAUGAUUCCUGGAACUGCCAUUCCAAAGAAGAAUAAAAGCACAACUUAAAUGAAAUCGAUGUAGUCGGUAACAAUCAGAAAAGAUGAAAAAAA
Molecule: messenger RNA, 1817 nt
Organism: Mustela erminea (ermine)
Lineage: Eukaryota; Metazoa; Chordata; Mammalia; Carnivora; Mustelidae
Gene: NMT2
Product: N-myristoyltransferase 2
Exons: 14
Coding region: 141-1670 (509 amino acids)
Biological process (GO): N-terminal peptidyl-glycine N-myristoylation
Cellular component (GO): cytoplasm
Molecular function (GO): glycylpeptide N-tetradecanoyltransferase activity
Source: RefSeq, a predicted model, not a curated record